AACAAUGCAAUCACGAAGUUAAAAAAAGUUUUCUGUUGUAUGUAAUUUAAUAACAUAAAGAUUUUCAAUUAUAUUUAGUUGAAAUUUGUGGUGAAACAAUGGAUUCGAAACGUAUGUUUAAAAUGCACCGCAAAAACAAAUCACGGCAAAAGCUACAUUCGACUGCUAUCGUUAACAACAGCACAACAAAGGAACGGAGCAAAAUACAGGAGUUCGGCGAGAGACUCGACACAAUGGAGGCUAAUCUGAACAGGGUGCUAAACCAAAGCGUACGACAUCAACUAAAUGGACAACUAAGUAAAUACACAAAUGUUGUUAAAGGUUGGCAGUAUCGUUGGUUCACCGUUGAUCCGAAAACAGGCACACUCAGCUAUUAUUUAUGUGAUUCGUCUUCAUCUAAUGAAGAUGUCGCGCCAUCACCUCAUGUAUUAGCCGGUGCGCCACGCGGUCAGGUGCAUUUAGGCGGUGCUGUUGUUUAUCCGAGCGAUGAAGAUUCGAAAACAUUUUCAAUUGGUUGUGCUUCCGGUGAUACAUUAAAGUUGCGUGCAUCAGAUGCGCGUGCACGUCAGGAAUGGGUAGAUGGUUUACGUGCAGUAGUUGAAAGUCAUACACAAGCUAUGGACAUAAGUAUUGCAUCUACCUUACCACCAAGAGAAUUACUAGCAGCUUCAGAUGCAAUGGUGUCAGCAAGACAAGCGCUUUAUCUAACAGAACAGUGUAAUGCCAAUUUGGCGCGUGCAAUAGAAAAUAUUGAUUGUGAAGCGUUCUCUCCAACUGAUCCUGAUCUUCUCAUGCUAAAAGCCAUUUCUACAGCUAGCACACAAUGCUUGCAUCAAUGCUUGAGUCUGUUACAACGCCACCAAGAAAUCCACAGCACAGAAAUUGAGGGCUCCGUUGCUUAAUUCUAAAAACGCAAUUGUUUUAUUUUAAUUUUAGUUAGCAACUCUACUAAGUAUUUUUAAAAAAUUCCAAUUUUAAUAAUUUGAUAACCCAAAUCGUACUGUAAAUAAAUUCAUGUUGUGUCCUUUCCAAACUAAAAA
Teleopsis dalmanni is the source of this 1040-nucleotide messenger RNA. RefSeq names its product oxysterol-binding protein-related protein 11. Bases 99 to 902 code for a protein of 267 amino acids. Lineage: Eukaryota; Metazoa; Arthropoda; Insecta; Diptera; Diopsidae. The transcript is spliced from 4 exons. The record is from RefSeq and is a predicted model, not a curated record.